UGCAGUGUGAGCCGAGCAUCUGGCGGAGUGCUGGCCGGCUGGCGUGGUGGAGGACGGGGAGAGAAGAAGAAGGAGGAUCCGGGAGCAAGCGACAACAAAAAGGGUCUGGCCUGGGACUUGGCAAAACGGGAUCAUCGAAGGUUCAUUUAAGGAUCGUCAUUUUUUUGUUCCUUUGAUUUUAUUUCUCAUAUUUUGAAGCUUCUUCUGUUUUCCAUUGAGAAUAUCAUCCGUACGAUUUGCACUCUUGGCGAUGCCGUCCAACACUGUUGCCACCAACAACAGCGCUGCAUUCCAAAGCUUAGACUACACCUGUGAUGCAUCUGGGAACAGAAUGAGGGAGAGCACGAUACUGGACAAAGAGCUGGCACCAGAAGAGAAAUCCUCUAAAAGCAACACCAGCUGUAAAGAGGGCCGGCCUGCUGGGAGAAAACACAAGCAGAUCACUGCGGAGGGCAGUGUGUCUGUGAAGGACAGUGUGCCCGGAGGCGGGGGCAACAGUCUCACCGGGGUGGCAGCGGAAAGAGAGAGAGUGUCUGUGUCGCAGGUGCAGAAUGGAGUCAUGAGCGGCGGGCACACAGACAGAGACAGGACCCAGGCUGAUGCCAGCAGCGGGCACACAGACAGAGACAGAACCCAGGCUGAUGCCAGCGGCGGAAACACAGACAGAGACAGGACCCAGGCUGAUGCCAGCGGCGGGCACACAGACAGAGACAGGACCCAGGCUGAUGCCAGCGGCGGAAACACAGACAGAGACAGGACCCAGGCUGAUGCCAGCAGCGGGCACACAGACAGAGACAGGACCCAGGCUGAUGCCAGCGGCGGGCACACAGACAGAGACAGGACCCAGGCUGAUGCCAGCGGCGGGAACACAGACAGAAACAGGACCCAGGCUGAUGCCAGCAGCUGCCCCAAGCAAGAGAGGAAAGGUCCAGAGAAGAACGGGUUACCAGGUAUCCCUGGUUCCCCCAGUGCCAGUCAGGCUGAAGACGGCCCCCCGGGACCACCCACCCUCCUGCAUCAGAGCCGGAGCCCCCCCUCCCUCGAGAACAGGUUUCUAGUGAGCCGGGAGCCGAGCCGGGAGCCGAGCCGGGACGAGCAGGACGACUCUGAGAAAGACAAAGAGGAGACUCUGACAACUCCGCCACGCAAGAAACGAGGCAGGCGGAAACUGGAGCGCCCAACAAAAUAUGUGGAGCAGAAGGAGGACGGAGGUGAUACAGCCAAGAACCAGGGAGUUGGAGGCCCUGGAACAGGCAGGCUGCGUGGCUCCGUCAGUCUUCGUCAGAGGCCCAUGCCCAGAGUAACCUUCCAGGCCGGUGACCCAUAUUACAUUAGCAAGAGGACCAGGGAGGAGUGGCUGGCCAAGUGGAAGAUGGAGGCAGAGAAAAAAGCCCAACUGGUGUCAGUGUUGAACUUAAUGGAGGACCAUGAGGAGAUGGAGCCUGAGCCACAACAGAAAGAAGAGGUGUCAGUCAUCACACCCCACCAGCAACAACAACAACAACAACAACAACAACAGCAGCCCACGGACCCAGCGUCCCCGACUGUGGCCACCACACCUGAACCUGUCCCCAUGGCAGGAGGGGACAAGACAUCCCCCAAGCCUGCCGAUACUGAGCCGGAGUACGAGGACGGGCGGGAUUUCGGCAUUGGGGAGCUGGUGUGGGGGAAGCUGAGGGGGUUUUCCUGGUGGCCUGGUCGUAUUGUCUCCUGGUGGAUUACCGGACGCAGCCGAGCUGCCGAGGGGACACGAUGGGUCAUGUGGUUCGGUGACGGAAAAUUCUCAGUGGUGUGUGUAGAGAAACUGUUGCCUUUCAGUUCCUUCUCCAACGCCUUCCAUCAGCCCACCUUCAUCAAGCAGCCCAUGUAUAAGAAAGCCAUCUACGAGGUGCUACAGGUGGCUAGCACCCGAGCAGGCAAAACCUUCCUUGCCUGUCCAGGGAGCGAUGAGACAGACACCUCCAAGUCAGUGGAUCUACACAACAACCAAAUGAUAGAUUGGGCUGUGACAGGCUUCCAACCCACCGGGCCCAAGGGCCUAGAGCCACCAGAAGAGGAGCGUAACCCAUAUAAGGAGGUGUACCCUGACGUCUGGGUGGAGCCAGAGGCGGCAGCCUACACGCCCCCUCCAGCCAAAAAGCCUCGCAAAAGCACAGCAGCCGAGAAACCCAAGGUCAAGGAGAUGAUUGACGAGGGGACGAGAGAGAGACUCGUGUAUGAAGUGAGACAGAAGUGCAGAAGCAUAGAGGACAUCUGCAUCUCCUGUGGAAGUUUGAAUGUUUCCCGUGAACACCCUCUGUUUGCUGGAGGAAUGUGCCAGAGCUGUAAGAACUGCUUUCUAGAAUGUGCAUAUCAGUAUGAUGACGAUGGUUACCAGUCAUACUGCACCAUCUGCUGUGGGGGACGAGAGGUUCUCAUGUGUGGGAACAACAACUGCUGCAGGUGUUUCUGUGUGGAGUGUGUUGACCUACUGGUGGGGCCAGGCGCAGCACAGAUAGCUAUAAAAGAGGAUCCCUGGUGCUGCUACAUGUGUGAGAAGAGCCAGAAGGGAGUGUUCGGCCUGCUGGAGCGUCACACUGAUUGGCCCUGCCGUCUACAGCACUUCUUCGCUAACAAUCACGACCAAGAUUUUGAACAACCAAAGCUUUACCCUCCAGUCAUGGCAGAGAAGAGACAACCUAUUCGUGUCCUGUCACUGUUCGACGGCAUAGCAACAGGUCUGCUGGUGCUAAAGGAGCUGGGUAUCCAGGUGGAGCGCUACGUGGCAUCGGAGGUGUGUGAGGACUCUAUCACGGUGGGCAUCGUCAGGCAUCAGGGACGCAUCAUGUACGUGGGCGACGUGAGGAACGUCACACGCAAACAUUUACACGAGUGGGGCCCCUUUGACUUAGUGAUUGGUGGAAGUCCGUGUAACGACCUCUCUAUUGUCAACCCAGCUAGGAAGGGUCUUUAUGAGGGCACUGGUCGGCUGUUCUUUGAGUUCUACCGCCUGCUGCACGAGGCUCGGCCCAAAGAGGGCGACAACCGGCCGUUCUUCUGGCUCUUUGAAAACGUGGUGGCCAUGGGCGUCAGUGACAAGAGGGACAUCUCUCGCUUUCUAGAGUGUAACCCGGUGAUGAUUGAUGCCAAGGAGGUGACUGCUGCCCACCGUGCCCGCUACUUCUGGGGCAACCUGCCUGGCAUGAACAGGUUGGUGAGAGAACGACCCUUGACGGCCAUGUUCACUGACAGACUAGACCUUCAGGACUGUUUGGAGCACGGCAGAACAGCGAAGUUUGGCAAAGUGAGGACCAUCACCACUCGCUCUAAUUCCAUUAAGCAGGGUAAAGACCAGCACUUCCCCGUCUUCAUGAACGAGAAGGAGGACAUUCUCUGGUGCACUGAGAUGGAGAGGGUGUUUGGCUUCCCAGUCCAUUACACAGACGUGUCCAACAUGAGUCGGCUGGCCAGGCAAAGGCUUCUGGGAAGGUCGUGGAGUGUACCGGUCAUCCGACACUUGUUUGCACCACUCAAAGAAUAUUUUGCCUGCGUUUAACAAGACUUGGCUCAACAAGACCACCUGCGUUUAACAAGACUUGGCUCAACAAGACCACCUGCGUUUAACAAGACUUGGCUCAACAAGACCACCUGCGUCUAACAAGAUUUUGGCUCAACAAGACCACCUGCGUUUAACAAGACUUGACUUAACUAGACCACCUGCGUUUAACAAGACUUGACUUAACUAGACCACCUGCGUUUAACAAGACUUGACUUAACUAGACCACCUGCGUUUAACAAGACUUGACUUAACUAGACCAUCACAAACAUAGAACUGAUGUUGUAACUAGAAGCAUUGGUGAAGUGAUACUACUCCCUGGCACCUGGUAUCAUUUCCCAGGCAAGCAAAACAUCAUGAAAGUAAAUAUUUCAAAUUAUUUCUUGUAAUUUGAAAUGUACUUCUUAUUCUAUUUAAUAUGUAUAUGUCAUUUUAUCCUUUAGGCAGUGUUAUCCAGUAUUUUUUUAAUUGAUUUAUUUGUGCAAGCUAUACUUGAGACAAUGCUUUCUUCUCAAGGCACUGAGAAAGAAGUAACUAGGAUCUGUGUGGUUUUUAGAAUAAGGACUAGGAUUGGAUGAUUGGAAAAGAUCUGAGAAAGAGUUGCUGAUACUGUAUGUACAGUAUGUAUGUGAAAGAUAUUGGCUGUGUAGGCAUGAUUUUCUAUUGGCCAAUAUCUGAAGUGGGUAAAGCAAGCCAGCGAUAGUAUAGUCAUGUUGAGUUUUGAUUCCUCCAGCUACUGAGCCUCGCAGAGCUAAAGUGAAUAAGGAUGAUUGUCUUCAGUGUCGCAGAAAGCUGUGUCUUAAUGAAUCCAAAACAUCAGAUCACAUAUACCUCUUUGUUUAAAGUUUAUAUACACAGUUAACUGAAGGUAAAGGUACUACUGUAAAAUGGUUACAAUACCAUGGUGCUUCACGACGAUAGGAAGCAUCACAGGUCAUGUGGCACAGGCACUACACUUUAGACAAGAUGGGAAUUUAAAAAAAACAUUUCCUAGAAAGUUUUUUUUUUUCAGUGUAAUGUUUUCACUAUUUAAAGAAGUUCUGUGUUAUUUUAGUAAAUUUAAAUGAUUUCAAAGUGGAGAUUAAAGGUGUGGUAACAGAAGACUGCAGAAUAAUAUGCCAUAUCCUCCUCUGUUCUGUUUUACAGCUUUAAUAAACAUCAAUUCUACUGGUGUUUUUAAAAAUAAUUCUUCAAGCCUUGCUACAUGUAAACUCAGGCCCCCCCAUGCAUGCCUAUGUCUGACUCUGCACAAACACAACAGGAAGCUAGCCACAUGGGCAGUGAUGCAUUCUGUCGUUACAACAACAACAAAAUACCUUAAGAUCAAAGUCUGUGGUGAACUACUUUUUUCUACUGUCAUUACUGUACAACUGUUAGUGAGCAUGGUGAUUGGACUGGAGGGAGGGCGGGUGGCCUGGGGUUUCCAUAAUAAAGUAAAGACUCUCUCCUUCCCUUUUUCACCCCUGCAAAACUACAUACUGUCAGGUGCAAAUCUUCUAACAAAAUGGUGCGGCUUCACAAUGUUCUUCUACCUUUUUAUAGCAAUUUUGUGCUGUUUUACCAACAUUAUAAAGCACUUUUUAUAUGUAUACUUUUUUUUCUUCAGUAUUUUAAAAUGUUUCUUCUUGGUUUUUCUUGUGAAAUGUUAUGUUUUUAUGAUGUGAACUGUUCUACAGCUGUGUAAUACAGUAUGUUUUCUAUACAGUAGGGCUGUGCCAAUAGAAGUGGAAGAAUGAACUCAUAGAAUUAUGUUAAAUCCAUGUAUCCAUGGAAAUGAUUGAUUAUUGAUCCUACUCAAUGUACAGUAGAUUCAUAGAAAAUGAUUGAUGUGCUCCAUUUUCAUAUUGUCUUCUGUUGAAAGCCGUAAUUCAGUAUGUCAUUCUCUGGAUAAAAAAAGAAUGUGUCUAUUUCUACUAACAUUGUAGAAUUUAAAACAGAGUUAAGGAACUAUGUUAUACCGUAUGUUUGUAACGUUACCUUCCCAAAUGAAUACCAGACCGCAGAUGCAAUGUCCUCUGCACUUUCCUCUUGUAGACCUCAAAUAAUUAGAAAAAGCGAGAGUGAUAGACAGAUUUCCAAACUUAUUACAGGCAUAAGCGUUUUUUUUUUUUUAGAAACUCAGUCGGGGUCUCAGAAUAGUACAAUAUACCAGGUGCAAAUUUUGAAAUUUGGUUGGGCAUCAUUCGGCAGUUUUUCUUUUGUUAUGUCAGUCACUGACAGUCACUCAAUUGGCCAUGUCAGCUAACAAUGUUUAGAUUGGUAGUUAGUCUAGCCUGCUAUCUAAACUUGUAGUAGUCAUGGCCAAAUACUGACCGGGCAAGCAGGGCACGUGCCUAGGGCCCUGACCUCAAGGGGGCCCCAUUUAUUUGGUUAAUUAUUCUCACUCUAAAUCAUGGCAGAAUGUGUAGAAUUACAGGAAAUUAGCUUUAAAACUCCAAAAAUGUCUCUACCCCAUGGCAAAAUGGAUAGAAUUGCAGGAAAUUAGCUGUAAAAAAUAAAUUCUCUGCCCCAUGGCAAAAUGAGUAGAAUUGCAGAAAACUUUAUUUAAAACUGCAACAUUUUCUCUACGCACCAUGGCAAAAUGUGUAGAAUUGCUGGGAAUUAAUUUUUAAACUUGUGGACGAUUUAGAAAUGAGUUUUUCAGAACUCAAAACUGAAGAGUGAAUGGUGACCAGAAAAAUACAAUAGCAGAGGUUAUGACUUACCAAUGUUCUAUCUAAAUAUUCAAAAUGACUUCAUUUCAUAAAUGUAGUUUCAUACAUGAUUAAGUUCUUAAGUGACCUUAUCGUAUCCUUUCCACCUUUUUAGUUGAACUUCGGACAUUGGGUUUGCAGGAAUCCUAAUGCCUUGUGUUGACAUUGAUGUUAAUUCCCUUUCCCUAUAGUAAAUGACCAUGCCCCUUGUACAGUUUGUACAUAGAGUUUUCCUGUCACUGUUUUUGGUUUGUUUUUAUCUUUUUGAAUUACCUAUGAGAUGUACAAAUAUAAUUCUUUGCUAAUAUAUAUCAUGGAAUUAGAAAAAAAAUUAGGUAAAAAAUUAAAUGAAAAAUAAAAUCAAGUAAAAUAGUAUUUUUUUUUAUAUCAAAAUAAGCUAUGAAGCAUUAGAGGGUAGACUCCAAGUUUUGCCUUCUAGUACUGUUCAUUUGUUUUAUUUGUUUUUUUGAUGUUCUGAGUGAGUCCUGAGUGAAUCCAGUUUAAAUGUGUCAAGUGAUCUUUAGCCUAAUAAUGACAGCUUUAAGAUGCAACAGUCUCUACUUCACUGCACAGCCCUACAUAAUGUUGGUUGGUUUUGCCUUUUGUUUCUUUUUAUAAGAACUAUAAAGAGGGAUUGUAGGUGUUUCUGAUGGUGCUAAACAUUUUAUCUAAUCAAGAAAAAAUAUAUUUGUUUUGGAAGAGAAAUAAAACUUGUCUUGACAAUGACUGUUUUUAACUUCCUUGUAGUAAUGAUGGAAAAGCACCAUUAUUUCACUCUCAUAGGAUGCAUAUAUUAACAAAUACAUUUGAACUUUUGACUUGAAAAAAUUAUAAAUGAUAAAUAAUAAUGAGUUUCCUAUAUUGUUUUAGACUAGAAAUUGCUGUAGUUGGUUGGUGCUUAUCUGUUGGAAAAACCAUUUACUCCAUAAUGGGAAAUAACAAAAAAAUAAAAGCAUUUCAGUAAUAAUGUUUACUGUAGCAUAAUAUAUGUGUAAAACCUGGCAUUCGCUUUGCUUCUUAAUCCUACCAUAAUAUGCCAUAAUAUUCUGUCCUCCAUGUCUUGUUUUUGAUGGUCAUUUUUGUUAUUAUUGGCAAAUAGUGUGUCCCAAAUGGCACCCUAUUCCCUAUAUAGUGCACUACACUACAUUGGACACUAGUCAAAAGUUGUGCUCUAUAUAGGGAAUAGGGUGCCAUUUAGGAUUCUUUCCCAUGACAUUUCACUGUUCCAAUGCAUCAGACAGGUCAGUCUGUGUGACUUUCUUUUUGUGUCAUAUUAAUUGUUUUAUGGCCUAUGUUCUUCGUCUUUAAGAUGAUCAGUGCAUACAGUAAAUGUAGCAGUCAUUCUCCACCCUUUACCCAUUACUUAUGUUUUAGUGCCCAGAAAUAAGAAAACGGCUCCUUAUGUAUUUGUGCUGGAGAACACUUGAAUAAAUGUAUUGUUUUUGUGCAAAAAUA
Messenger RNA from Salmo salar (Atlantic salmon), 7683 nucleotides. Its product is annotated as DNA (cytosine-5)-methyltransferase 3A. Gene Ontology annotation, biological process: negative regulation of DNA-templated transcription. NCBI's taxonomy places the organism in Eukaryota, Metazoa, Chordata, Actinopteri, Salmoniformes, Salmonidae. Gene Ontology annotation, molecular function: methyltransferase activity. The record is from RefSeq and is a predicted model, not a curated record. Gene Ontology annotation, cellular component: nucleus; cytoplasm.